Linum trigynum is the source of this 1400-nucleotide messenger RNA. The record is from the annotation of a GenBank genome assembly. Lineage: Eukaryota; Viridiplantae; Streptophyta; Magnoliopsida; Malpighiales; Linaceae.
GUAAAAUAAAUAAACAAAUAGAAAGAAGGAAGGAAAUUCCGGCUCUCUCUAAUUCCUUCCAUGCAAGCUGAACCUUAUCAUAUGAUAUAUCUCGUCGUCCUCUCUCCCAAAAUCCCCCCUUUCUUAGACCUAAAGCAGCAGCUUUUCCCCUCUCUUUUACCGCCGGUUGUAACUCGGAGAGAGCUCGUCUACGCUUUUCUUUCCUUGUUUCUCUUAAUCGGAUCUUCUCUCUGCGCCUUCGAUCUCCUCGCUCCGCUCGAUCCGGUCUCCUACUUUCGGGUCGGCUUCUUGGCCCGAACCUUGACAGUCUGCGGUGACUACGGCGACGGGGAGUGGGUCCGGGAUGUGAGGAAGAACCAGGACGACGUCGGAUCGUACGGGGAGAACUGCCCGUUUCUUGAUCCUGGCUUCCGCUGUCGCUGGAACGGCAGGGAUGACGUGGAUUAUCUCAACUGGCGCUGGCAGCCACGCCGCUGUAACCUCCCCAGAUUCAACGCGACGGACUUUCUGGAAAGGGCGAGGAACGGGAGGAUAGUGUUCGCCGGGGACUCCAUCGGCAGGAACCAGUGGGAGUCGUUCCUCUGCAUGCUGGCGCAGGGAGUCUCCAAUGUCUCCACGAUCUACGAAGUCAACCGGAAGCCCAUCUCCAAGCACAGAGGCUUCCUCGUCAUGCGAUUCAGCGACUACAACCUCACCGUGGAGUACUACAGACUGCCCUUUCUGGUGAUCAUCGGCCGCCCGCCUCGCGGUUCCCCGCCAGAGGUCAAGGCGGCGAUCAAGGUCGACCAGCUCCACUGGUUCUCCAACAGAUGGGUCGGUGCAGACGUUCUGGUGUUCAAUGCUGGACACUGGUGGAACCAGUACAAAACCAUCUACAUGGGUCACUAUUUCGAAGAAAAUGGAGUAAUAAACAGGUCUAUGGGGGUUAUGGAAGCGUUUGAAAAAUCGCUACAGACAUGGAGGAAUUGGGUGACUGAGAAUCUGUAUCCUCAGAACAGUCAUGUCUUCUUUCGCAGCUAUUCCCCUGCUCAUUACAGGAAUGGGACGUGGGCCGAUGGAGGGCACUGUGAUCUGGACCUGCAACCAGAGACGAACCCGCAGCUUCUUGCCCCUGAGCCAACGAAUAACCGACCGAUUUCUCAAGUGAUUACAGAGAUGAGAUGGGGAAACUACAAGAGAGUUGAGUACUUGAACAUUACACAUCUGACAGAGUACAGGAGCGACGGCCACCCAUCGCGCUACCGUGAGCCGGGGACCCCACCGGACGCUCCACAGGAUUGCAGUCAUUGGUGCCUACCAGGAAUACCAGAUGUGUGGAAUGAAAUUAUGUAUGCUCAUUUGCUGUCGAUGGGAUUCAGAACCAACAGAUGACGACGAAGCCAAACUUCUUUUUUGCCCCC